Molecule: messenger RNA, 6206 nt
Organism: Vespula pensylvanica (western yellowjacket)
Lineage: Eukaryota; Metazoa; Arthropoda; Insecta; Hymenoptera; Vespidae
Gene: Dora
Product: zinc finger SWIM domain-containing protein 8 homolog
Exons: 21
Coding region: 1-5379 (1792 amino acids)
Cellular component (GO): Cul2-RING ubiquitin ligase complex
Molecular function (GO): zinc ion binding
Source: RefSeq, a predicted model, not a curated record
AUGGCCAACGGAUCAUCAACUGGAAAUAAUCCUACGUCUCAAUCAAAUGGAAAUACUAAUGGUGGUACUACCUCGUCCGCGGGAAAUCCCGGUGUACAACCCGCGGUCGAUCAACCCGCACAAGGUGGACAAAUUUUGGAUUGGGAGUACGUCGAUCGUUUCUCAUUCGAGGAUUCCGAUCAUUUCGAAGAGGAUUCACUUUGUAGUUGGAGCAGUGAAACCGAAUCCCUUUGUAACAAUUGGCGAGGAUGGCGUCGACCAACUGCAGGAUUUGGUACCGCAAAAAGGCCGACAGAUGAUGAUCCACAAGUGCCAACGUUAUGCGAAUUAUCGGCACGAUGCGUUGCCUCUCACAUACCCUUCGAGUUGGUCGAACACGUUUAUCCACCUGUGCCGGAACAAUUGCAGCUGAGGAUAGCUUUCUGGAGUUUUCCCGAUAACGAGGAAGACAUAAGACUUUAUUCUUGUCUUGCGAAUGGCAGUGCGGAUGAAUUUCAACGUGGCGAACAACUCUUUCGUUCGAGAAGAGUCAAGAAUCCUCUGCAAAUAGGUUUUCACCUCAGCGCCAGCGUAAAUCCGCAAGUAAUCUCAGCAACGUCUGGUGUCGCUAGAUCUCAAUCUAAUGUAGCAGUAACUUUCGACCGUCGAAAGAUCACAUCGUGCAAUUGUACUUGCACUUCCAAAGCUUAUUGGUGUGCACACGUAGUUGCUGUUUGUCUUCAUAGAAUACAUAUGCCGACACAAGUUUGCCUAAGAGCACCAGUGAGCGAAUCCUUGUCGCGAUUGCAUCGAGAUCAGUUGCAAAAAUUUGCUCAAUAUCUUAUAAGCGAAUUGCCACAACAGAUUCUUCCCACUGCUCAAUUACUCUUGGACGAAUUGUUGUCAGCCCAACCGAAUGCCAUCAAUAGCUAUUGUGGUGCUCCUGAUCCUACGGCAGGUGCUUCCGCACACGAUCAGACAUCUUGGUAUCUGGACGAGAAAACGUUGCACGAUAACAUUAAGAAAAUUCUUAUCAAGUUCUGUGUACCAGCGCCUAUUGUGUUCAGCGACGUAAACUAUUUGAGCACUACCGCACCUCCGGCUGCAGCCGAGUGGUCGUCGCUUCUUAGACCAUUGAGAGGUCGAGAACCAGAGGGAAUGUGGAAUCUGCUCUCGAUCGUACGUGAAAUGUUUAAGAGAACAGAUCGUAACGCAAUACCGCUUUUAGAAAUUAUCACAGAAGAGUGCAUGGCCUGUGAACAAAUCAUUGUUUGGUGGUUUAACACGAAAGUAGCUCUAUUGAAUGGUACAGGACAUGGUGGCGGUAAACAUGUUAAUAUGAACAGCAACGUUCACGCAUCUCAACAUGCGUGUUCCUCGCUCUGCGACGAAAUUAUCGUUCUUUGGAGAUUGGCUGCUCUAAAUCCUGGGUUGUCACCAGCCGAACGAGAGAUGCUUCAUGAUCAAUUUAUGGCAUGGCAUAUGAAGAUCAUUGAUAAAGUCACUAAAAGUCGUGGUACCUCAGUAUCCCAUAAUUCGCAUAAUAAAAAUAAUAGCAGUAGCUAUAAGGAUUCAUUGAAGAACGAUUUAACCGUUUUCGUUGGCUUCAAAACAGCUCUUGAGGCGUGUUAUUUAGAUUGGGAAGAAUAUAGUUUGCCGGGUAUCACGUAUACGGCUGAAAGCAAUCCCAUGUAUCAUUGUCCAUUUACAUGUUUUCGACAUGUUGGUGAUAGCGGUACCGAAGUAAAUCAGGUGAAUUCGAGUUCAGCGGUCUUGAAUUGUCAGCCACCUAUUUCUCAUCAUCACAGCAGACGACCUGUAUCCUUAGGUCUCGUAGAAUUUAGUUAUACGGAUAGACGAAGAUUGAAUCCGCGAGAAUUUCCAGGCUUGUGUUCAAGAGGCAGCGGCGGAGAUGGAAAUCGUAGCAGCGUUAGUUCUGAAGGUUUUUGCGAAAAUGAUACUGAUAUGGCCGAUAUUUCUGAACCUCAACUACUACUUAGACGUGGAUGUGCCAGGUUAAAUAAUUGCGGAGAUACAGAUUCACAGGAGGGUGGAGGUAGUGAAUCCUCAUUGAAUAGCAACGUGAGUUUAAAAAAUGUUCAAGACUCGAAUAAACAUUGUUCAAACGUAUCAUCGGAAAGUCACAGUGAUAGUAGUGAAAGUAGUAACAAUAAGGUUGCUAAUGAAGUAAAGUGUGGCAGGACGAAUUUCGUCGACUAUCGUGAUAAGUCGCGUACGGCAACGGCUAAAGCAACAGGAUCAAAGACUGAACAAGAAUCUGAACAAGAGAAUGAUGCUUCCAGAAGACAAUCAAAAGAUGAAAGUUCAUCCUCUAGCAGCGAUAGCCCUUCUGGUGACGAAUAUAACGUCUAUUAUUACGAUUCAAAGGCGACAGUGAAUAAUACAGGAAAUGAUUCGAAAACUGAGUCACCUCUCACCAUAGCCCCGAGCGCGAGUGCAUUGUUGGGCAAUCUAAAGAAAACAGAAGAUCCCUGGGGUAUAUUUCUUGCUAGAGCGGAGGGUCUUUAUGCGCACGGACAUACACGAGAGGCUUGUAUACUGUGUGUUCGAUUAGCAGAAGAAUUAUUAGCCAAUCCUCCAGAUUUAAUGAUAGAGGAACCUCCCGUGCCAUUGAAAGGAAAAAAGAAAAAGCAACAAGUGAAUCCAGCGUCACAUCAAUUAACGUGCCUUGCCUCCGCCACUUUGGCAAAAUGUUGCUUCUUGUGCACGGUGCUCGCUGAAAAUCCUGAAUAUCACAAUCUUGCAUUCAGAGUUGGUCUCUAUGGUUUAGAAAUGGCAAGACCGCCGGCGAAUACGAAACCUUUAGAGGUCAAAUUAGCACAUCAAGAAAGCGAACUCGUGGGUUUGUUGAAAAAAAUUCCCUUAAGUCAAGCAGAAUUGAAUAUGGUGAGACAAAGAGCAGCGCAAUUGCGAGAUGGCGUAUUACGAUCAAGAGGGCAUGCAUUGCUACCCAUUAUUUUAGCAAGCUUCAUAUUCGAUACUUUAAAUACACCGAGAGGUCCAGAAGUUAACAAAGAAGCUGAUGAAGCUCUCGGUUUCGACGCAGCUGUUGCUGCUUUAGGACUCAAAGCGAACGUAAGUGAAGCAGAUCAUCCUCUUCUUUGCGAAGGUACCAGACGUCAAAGGGGCGAUUUGGCGAUUACUCUUCUUGUACAUUACAAGGAUGCACCAGCUAAAGUAGCUAGAAUAAUGAACAAACUUCUAGAUCGUGAUGUUCAUCAAUUAAUUAAGUCUCCUAUUCUUAGUAUUUACUACACUGCUAAUCCUAUCACCAAGCCUGAGACGACAACACAUUUGCCGGAUGACGAAUGUUUGUCGCCUUUAACAGGCACUGAUGUUGCUGGAAACAAUGACAAUGUUAUUGGUAAUGGCAGUAGACCACACAGUAGUACAAGCGCAGAGUUAGAAAAUAGCAUGAGCGCGUUAACUCUUCAACCACCAUUAGUGCAACCUGUACCUACUAGAACUAAAGAAACAAGGUACAAGAGUAAGCGAGUAUGCCCAUCGAUCCCUAACCAACCAUCCGAAGCUGGUGCACAUUUCAUGUGUGAAUUAGCUAAAACUAUAUUAGCUAAAGCAGGUGGUAGCAGUUCAACUUCAUUGUUCACUCAAGUAUCAACGAAUCAAAAUCAUCAUGUACCACACAGAGCUUUGCACAUGUGCGCCUUCCAACUGGGCUUGUACGCUCUUGGUCUUCAUAAUUGCGUCAGUCCUAAUUGGUUGAGUCGUACUUAUUCUACACAUGUAUCUUGGAUCACUGGACAAGCUGUGGAAAUUGGUGCGCCGGCUAUAUGGUUCCUCAUUGAAAGUUGGGAAGGUCAUCUCACUCCUCCCGAAGCUGUCAGUAUCGCUGAUAAAUCUUCGAGAGGGAGCGAUCCAAAUAUGGUUAGAGCGGCCGCAGAAUUGGCAUUUUCUUGUCUACCACAUGCUCAUGCUCUUAAUCCAAACGAAGUGCAAAGAGCAAUUUUACAGUGUAAGGAACAAAGUGACGUCAUGUUGGAAAAAGCUUGUAUCACGGUUGAAAACACGGCGAAAGGUGGCGGUGUUUAUCCAGAAGUACUUUUUCAAGUUGCCAAAUAUUGGUAUGAGCUGUAUAUCCGUCACACACCUAGAGGAGAACAACAAGAUGAGAUGCCAAACGAUUCUUUACAGUUAGAUCUUAACAGUGCCCUUUUAGUAGAACCUGGUCCUCCGGUAGAUUUAUCUGCAGGUCAAAUGAUACCAGGCCCGACACAGGCUGUCGUAACUAGUACACAACCACCUCCUCAGCCAUAUUCUGCACAUCCCACUGUAACGACUUUGGCACCCUUGGGUACAGUACAACAGUAUUACAAUCACGAAGCACAAAUAAUACAACAACCAGGAGUUGGCAUGCCGUAUGCGGUAGCUCCCUACAGUUUCGUACAUUCUCAUCAUUCAAUUCCAACGUUUGGUGGUCCGAUGCCUUCGCAUAGAGUAACACUACCUCCUGCACCACCACACAUGCAAAUGUAUCACACAGGCUUUCCGCCUCAUCCUAGAUGCCCACAGCAUCCUCAACAUCCACAACAUCCGCAUCAUCCACCACCAGCUGCACAGCCACCGCCAGUGCCGCAAUACUACACACCGCAACCUCCGCCUCCGCCAGGAACGCAUCAUUUGUUCACCAUGCAACAAACCAUGCCAGUUAACGUUCAAGCGGGAGUAACACAUGGUCCUAUCCCCGGACAGAGUGGUUUGCCUGGACCAGCAUUAGUACAGUCUCAACCAAUUAUAUCGACUGUAAGACCGCAAUCACAGGUUCAUAGACAAAAUCAACCGUUUAGGCAACAGCAAUUUAGGGCAUUGGUUGCGGCGUAUCGCGUAGGUAUGCUAGCCUUGGAAACAUUAGCUCGUAGAGUUCAUGACGAUAGGCCUCAAGCAAAGUAUGCACGUAAUCCACCGUACGGAGAAGACGUUAAAUGGUUAUUAAGAGUUUCGAAACGUUUGGGUUCGCAAUACCUUCAUCAGUUGUGUGUCUGCACGGUGAAUAGCAUCGUCAGUCCGUUUGUUCUUCACGAAGUGGCACUCGAAGCAGCACAUUACCUCGCCAGAAAUAAUCCAACUCUGGUGUUACAACACUUGAGAUCGGCUCCUCUGGCACCGCUCGUACACAAGUGUCAGCAAAUGUAUAUUCAAUGCAUGCAUCAAAAGUUGUAUCAUCUGGCACCUGAUGAUUACGAGGACUUUGCCAGUGUAGUUUGUGCAGCAAGAGCGGCAUUCCAUAUCACUCCAGAAGGGCACACGCAGUUCAAGGAAUGGCUUCAAUCUAUCAAAAGGCCGUAUGCUUUCAGAUCUCAGUCGUGCAACAAAGAUCUAUGGGCGCAAAUCAAUGCGGCGUUACAACAAAACGGCAAAUGACAUAGAGCGGAAUCAGGCAUAUCGAGAGGGACGUCAUUACCCCAUCCAACAUCAGCAACCCCUGGAACAAUCGUCGUAACACAAGCAUCUGUUACGGCAACGGUAGCUGCAUCGUUAUCACCAAUUACAACGACAACGACGACGACGACGACGACGACCACGACGGCUAGAGCAGCGAUUACGACGAGCACACCGAAUGUAGUCUCGCAUCAACGUCAAUCUUCAUCUCAUCAAGAACGUCGGACGCGUUCACGUGUCGGUCAUCCUCAACAAGGACGAUUUGGGCAGGAUUUUCAUAACGUCUGUUUACGUUCGUCCUCGUGGAAACAUCGCGUAAGUGGCAACGAUAACAAAGGCAACAAUAUCGGAUGACAUAUUUUCCGUGCAGCUCGCACCAUAGAAACCGUCUUAGGAUUUUCGUUCAAAAUGGAAAAUUCAUCACGGAGAUGAGCACCCAUUCGAUCCAAUUCGAUCAAUGCACGAUAUCCAUGAUGACAUAAGCUAAAGUUGCUUAAUCUAAGAGGAGGAGGAACGAGAAAGAAGAGAAAGAAAAAAAGAGAAAAAAAAAAGGAAAAAGAGGAAAUCUCAUAUCUAAAGAAGGAUUAUCGCGUGUUCAAUCGAUUCGAAUUAAUUUGUAGCAUCCAAUGAAUGCAUCCACUCAUGUAUACAUAUAGCAUCGUCGUUAAUACUUGAAAAAAUAACGAUGCCAAUUUUUCACGACUUGUCCUUGUUCGUUAAUCGUUCAUUCAAAAUUCAUCCCCGUUAUCGCGUACAAACAUCGCGAGUGAGAGAGAUAGAGAAAAAGAGAAAAAAAAAAGAGAGAAAAA